This is a messenger RNA of Miscanthus lutarioriparius, 813 nucleotides long. Lineage: Eukaryota; Viridiplantae; Streptophyta; Magnoliopsida; Poales; Poaceae. The record is from the annotation of a GenBank genome assembly.
AUGGAGCCAUCUAUAGAAACAUUAGCAUUGUUUGAUGACAUAAUCCUUUUGUGUGAGGGACAAAUUGUCUACCAUGGUCCUCGAAGCCAUGCUGUUGGUUUUUUCAGUACCAUAGGCUUUUCAUGCCCCGACAGGAAGAAUGUAGCUGAUUUCCUUCAAGAGGUGACCUUAAAAAUGGAACAGAAGCAAUAUUGGACUGGUGACGAGAGCCAAUAUAAAUACCAUUCCAUCGAAGACUUCGUAAAAUGCUUCAGAGCCUACAGUGUCCCUCAAAUUGUAGAAGACAAUCAAUGCACAGAGAAUGGUAGCAAACAAGCAGUUCAAGCAGGUGACAGUUUUAGAAUAUCGAAAUGGAAGAUUUUCAAAGUUUGUUUAUCAAGGGAAGUACUCCUGUUAAAGAAAAAUUAUCCAGCGCAUAUCUUCAAGGUUAUACAGAUAAUGUUUCUCGCUUUUGUUACUGCAACACUUUUCUUUCGGUCAGAAAUGAACCAAGAUACAGUUCUUGAUGGAGUAAAGUACUUGGGAGCUCUCUUUAUGGGUGUUAUUGUUAUAAAUUUCAACUGCACAAUCGAACAUGGAAUGGUCACAAAGAGGCUCCCAAUAUUCUAUAAACAAAGGGAGUUACUAGAAUUACCUGGGUGGCCUCUUGUUUGCUCAGUUUUUCUAACCAGCUUACCAGUGUCACUGAUGGAGUCAGGUCUUUGGACCUUUUCAACCUAUUAUGCAAUUGGUUAUGCACCUUCUGCAAUCAGAUGGCACCUUCUUCCUUAUCCUUCUGUGAGCAUACGUCUUGCCACAGAACUGAGCCCAUAA